Messenger RNA from Aquila chrysaetos chrysaetos, 1475 nucleotides. RefSeq names its product serine/arginine repetitive matrix protein 3-like. The record is from RefSeq and is a predicted model, not a curated record. The transcript is spliced from 3 exons. The coding region runs from base 1 to 945 and encodes 314 amino acids. Lineage: Eukaryota; Metazoa; Chordata; Aves; Accipitriformes; Accipitridae.
AUGCCUGCUCCCCGCCGGACGAGCACUGCGCGCGGCGGCGGCCCCCGCUACUCUGAACGCCCCUCGCGGCGGCGGCUCCGCUGCUUUAAACCACCAACCAGCGCCCGGGGCUGCAGCGCGCCGCAGACAACGCCAGGCGCCGCGCGCGCCCCGCCCCGCCCCCCGCCCCGCCGCAGCGCCAGGAGGAGCGGCCGCGCCGGGCGAGCCCACCGCGGCUUCAGCAGGAGGGAGCGGCGCGGGGCCGGCGGCCGGCGUGGGGUGGCAGAUCCGAGCAGGAAGCGGCCCCCGGUGCCCCCCGCCCCCGCCCUCCGGCCGCUCCACCUGAUCCCCGCUCGGCGGAGGCAGGAACUCGGACGCGAACCGGCCGGCGUCGCCUCGCAGCGCCCGCUCGCUUCCCCGCUCGGGCAGAGGCGAGAUGCGGGGGGGGCCGUCGGCGCCGCCCGCUCCCCAAGCUCCGCCCGCUCCCGGCGGCGGCGGCGGCGGGAGCAGCUCCCCGGCCCGCCGGCGGCGGCUCCUCCCGGCCCAGAUUAUGGCCGCCGCCGCAUCCGCCCCGCGGCGGCCCGGGGAGGGGCGGCGGGCCGCGGCGCUCCGGCGCUCGCCCGCCUGUCAAAGCCUGUUAGCCCGCCGCCCGCCGCCGCCACCACAUCUCGCGAGAGGAGCGCCGGCUCCGCGGGCUGCGGAAUCGGUGAUCAGCCUGGCCGCACUCAUACUGAGGGAGGCCAAAGCACCAUUCUGAGCGAAAGAGGUGGCAGAUGGAGCCCUUGCACUUCAGGCUUCAAGAAGAGGUUCCUUCUUAGAAGAAGGAAGAGGGAACUGGGUGGGAAGUGUAUACUAAUAGGAAGAAAAUGGGGCACAGAAAAUCCCGAAGGAAGAAGAGUACAUCAUCCUAGUGGAAAGACAGCAGGGGCAGGUGAUUCUGCACGAGGGAGAACCUUACAGAGAUGAAAGAAAAAGACAAGGUGUUGUGUUCGUAGCAAAUAAAUUUUGUGAUGUGCAUCCAUCCAAUGUAAUGUGAGAUAAUGCUAAAUACUGGCUUUGAAGAAAGCAAAGAAUUGAGGAUGCUAACACAGUCCCCAUGAAAGACAAGGAAAUAGGGGCCCCAAGAAUAAGAUGGAUGAGGAAAAUGCAGGCCUCAGAACCAAAAGGUUCAAGGAGGUUAAGAAAUACCACUGUAUGGGAAACUGACAAGAGUAAGAGGAAAAUGGACCAAGUCUUCAUAAAGGUCCUGGGACUUCACAUGGCCUGUGAGAAGGGUGAGAGAAUCUGUAACAGUAAAGGAGAGUAUAAGAAUAACUGCCAAGUAAAAUGCCAUUGAUACUAAAAAAUACAGUUUGAAGACGGGAAAAAAAAAAAAAGAAGAAUAUUCAUUUUAAGCUGUUAAUUUAAGGGUUUCUGACAUACCACUACUUAAAAUAUUAACACAGUGGAGUCUGGGUGUACAAAAACGUAACACAUUAAAUGAAAGUAAGCAGUAA